This is a messenger RNA of Cottoperca gobio, 3680 nucleotides long. It is a transcript of the gene ehmt1a, whose product is annotated as euchromatic histone-lysine N-methyltransferase 1a. The coding region runs from base 196 to 3168 and encodes 990 amino acids. Gene Ontology annotation, cellular component: chromatin; nucleus. Gene Ontology annotation, biological process: negative regulation of transcription by RNA polymerase II; peptidyl-lysine dimethylation. Lineage: Eukaryota; Metazoa; Chordata; Actinopteri; Perciformes; Bovichtidae. The transcript is spliced from 23 exons. Gene Ontology annotation, molecular function: p53 binding; histone H3K9 methyltransferase activity; zinc ion binding. The record is from RefSeq and is a predicted model, not a curated record.
GUCGGUCAGGACAUGAAAGCAGCGCACACAGCGCGUCACGUGCUUGAGUGGGUGAGGCGGAAGUGUAAACUCUUGUCUUCCUGUCUCAUCCCGCCCCUCCUUCGCUCGGAUACAGUCAGCGAUACCGACUGGAGCUGGUGCUACUGAGGCCCCCUGAGUCCGACUGGCUUCAACAAUUAGUCCCUCAGGACAGCAAUGGAUGACAGUGGAGCCAGUCAGUGGCCUGGGCCAGGCAGAAGACCCUCCAGUCCCUCCUCUGGUACACCCAUGGGUGCCAAGGGACCAGCGGCACAGAGUGGUCAAAGGCCCAAAGUAAAGAUAACUCCCUUCCACUGCUCACCUAUAGCCAGCAGUGAUGGAGCUCUCAGCAGCAAACGACCAGGAGCAGCUUCUGGGAAAAAUCUGGUAUCUCCUCAUGACAGUCUGUUUCUGGACACAUUUGACUUGCUGUCUGCUCCACCUGUAAGAGGGAGACUCGCUGCUGCUGCUGGGAGCUCAGGGGAGCCAACUCCAAGUUCAGGCUCUGCACUGGCCACAACAGGAGAAAAGGCACGGCCUGUCUGCAGGAAGGCUGUGAAGUUAAGCACGGAGCUUCGUCACACCCAGAAAAGCAAAGGAAAAGAGAGGAGCGCUGUCUCCACCUCCAUCAAGCCUCAGUGCGUUGUGAAGAGGAAGAAGAGGAAGAUGGGAAUGUACAACCUGGUCCCCAAGAAGAAGGCCAAGGCCCUUAAACAGCAGGACAAGAAAGAGGAGCCAGCACCCAUUGUGGAGGAGACAGAUGAGAAACCAGUGAUUCUACCAGAGACUCGGAAGGCCGAAGUACCGACAGCCGUCAGGAAUGAAUUGUUGAUGGAGUUGGAACCUGGGGAAGGUUGCCAUAUUGAAUACACUGAGCUGGCGUUGGACUGUCUGGAUCUGAAAGCUCAGGAAGAGCUGCUCUCCCCUCCCCUGUCAGCUGAGGUAACAGGAACAGACUUGGUUGAGGAGUUACCACUGUGCUGUUGUCGUAUGGAGACUCCUUACAGCGGAGGCAGCCUGGCCACACUGGAUCAGACCUGCAUGGCCAUGGAGAGCAUGGAUGGAAUGAUUUUCUCUCCACAGCUGAGUCUUUGCCAGAGGCGAGUGAUGAAGCAGGAAAUGAUGCGACCUUCCAACACGGUCCAUCUGCUGGUUCUGUGUGAGGACCACCGGGCCGGCAUGGUCAAGCACCACUGCUGCCCUGGAUGUGGACUCUUCUGCAGGAAGGGCACCUUCAUGGAGUGCAGGCCUUACGGCAGCAUCUCCCACCGCUUUCACCGCGACUGUGCCUCCAUCUUGAAGGAUCUCAGGUUUUGCCCCCACUGCGGAGAGGAUGCCAGCGGGGCGAAGGAGGUCACGGUGGUGAAGGCUGAUCCGUCUCCCUCGUUACCCAGAUCAAAACCAGGGCCGUCACUUCCAGCUGUGGCCACACUGCCAUCAGUACCAACCAUGCCUGCUGUUCCACAGAUACUCAGAGCUAAGAAGACCAGCGAACCACAGAGGAGCAGAGAUGAGAGCCCGAGCAGCAUAAAGAGCAAGGCUGUGUGUGCCGCAGAUAGACUACCUAAAGAGUCCCUGGAAACCAUCCUGAUGGCACUGGAUGAUGAGAACCUCAAACCAAAGAAAGCGAAGUACCCCACGAGACAGCUGUACAUUUCUGCAAAACAAGGAGAGCUCCAGAAGGUCAUUCAUCUCCUAGUUGAUGGUAAGGACCCCAACUUUUUGAUAGAGGGCCAAAACAAAGUCACCCCUCUUCAAGCAGCAGCUGCUGAGGGUCACCAGGAGAUCUGCCACAUGCUGGUCCAGGCUGGAGCCAACCUGGACAUGUUUGAUGAGCAGCAGAGAACACCACUGAUGGCAGCCUGUGAAAACAACCACCUGGACACAGUGAAGUACCUGCUGAGAGCUGGAGCAGCAGUCAGCCACAAGGAUAUCAUGGGUUUCACCUGUCUACAUCUGGCAGCUAAACUGGGACAUUAUGAUAUAAUCCAUCAUCUGCUCUCCAAGGCAUCCAAAUACAUCAACUGUCAGGACGACGGGGGAUGGACUCCCAUCACCUGGGCCAUUGAGUACAAGCAUAAGGAGCUGGUCCACCUGCUGCUGGCCAGAGGGGCUGAUGUUAACAUCAGAGACAAGGAAGAGAACGUCUGUCUGCACUGGGCGGCUCUUUCGGGCUGUGAGGACGUCGCCCAGGCUCUGCUGGAGGCUCGAUAUGACCUCAACGCUGUCAACGUUCAUGGUGACUCACCGCUUCAUGUUGCUGCCAGAGAGAACCACCUGGAGUGUGUGAUGUUGUUUCUGUCUCGUGGAGCUGACGUCAAUCAGAAGAACAGGGAGGGAGAGACAGCUGUGGACUGCUGCGUCUACGGCUCCAAGGUGUGGACGUCCCUCAACACCAACAAGAAGCUCACUGAUGCCCGGAGAGGCAGGGACUGUCAUGGAGAGAGAGUGCUCAGCAGGUCUGACACCGUGUCACCUCCCCCAUGGAAAAUCGACAAGGACAUCACUCAUUUACAGCACUGCAGCUGUACGGACGACUGCUCAUCUAGCACCUGCAUGUGUGGUCAGCUUAGUCUGCGGUGUUGGUAUGACGGCGAGGGUCGACUACCACUUGACUUCUGUCAGAGGGAGCCCCCCGUGCUGUUUGAGUGUAACCACGCCUGCUCCUGCUGGAGGACCUGCAGGAACCGAGUGGUCCAGAACGGACUCAGAGCCCGACUGCAGCUCUUCAGGACACAAAAGAUGGGCUGGGGAGUGAGGGCCAUGCAGGAUAUCCCACAGGGAACAUUCAUUUGCGAGUAUGUUGGGGAGAUCAUCACUGAUGCAGAGGCUGAUAAAAGGGAGAAUGACUCUUUCCUCUUCACCCUCGACAAUAAGGUGGGAGACGUACACUGUAUCGAUGCAAGACUCUUUGGAAACAUUGGUCGCUUCAUCAACCAUCUGUGUGAGCCCAACCUGCUGGCUGUGAGGGUGUUCACCAUGCACCAGGAUCUACGCUUCCCCAGGAUCGCUUUCUUCUCCAGCAGGUCUAUCAAAGCUGGAGAGCAGAUAGGGUUCGACUACGGCGAUCACUACUGGAGGUUGAAGAGAAAGUACUUCAGCUGCCAGUGUGGGUCUCUGAAGUGUUGCCACUCAGCUGGCAGCAGAUAGAAACUCACUGAUGACCACUGAUCCCUCUUUCUGCCUGGACACAUUCUGUCGCUUUGACCUCUUUAAUGUCAGAAACACUGUCUUCUGAACCAGAUACCACGCAAGAGUGAUGCUUUCAUUACAGAAACACCAAUAAGAUUCUCUGGUAUUCACUUGAUUUCCCAGUUUUGAUGCAACCAAUGAAAAAUAAGCAUUGUGAAAAUGUGUCAUCUCAGAGCACAGGAUCUAACUUAUUUAUACACCUAAUGUAACUUUUCUACAUGAAGAACGCUGCAGCUUGCCACCAGCCAGAAAUACUGUAUGUGAGAGUGGGUUUAACUAGCAAAUAAUCAGGUUCAAUGGUUUUAACAGAUGAUUUUAACAUUUAUGGACUACUUUUAAUACUGCUUAAUACAAAGUGGUAGUAUUUGUAGAUUAAUGAAGUGAUGUAAAGUGUUGGUAAUCUGAUCUCUUCUAUGAACAUGCUUUUUACUACAUGUCUAAUUAUCAAUUAAACAUAUUUUAAAAGCAUC